Parnassius mnemosyne (clouded apollo) is the source of this 984-nucleotide messenger RNA. Lineage: Eukaryota; Metazoa; Arthropoda; Insecta; Lepidoptera; Papilionidae. The record is from the annotation of a GenBank genome assembly.
AUGGAUAUCACGCCAUUAUUUAAGGCUUGUAUAAAAACUGUUAAGACACGCAAUAAAGCUUUUGGCAUCCAAAGUCCUUUGAGUGAUGAAAAACAACGUUUACUUCGAACGAAACCGAAAACUGGAUUCACAGUAACUGCUAAGGAUAUAACAUGCCAAAUAACACGAUUGAGGGAUUUUUUGUUAGAGCACAGAGAAAGGUAUUUAAGUUUUUUUAACAAUGAAACUGGCGAUGAAAUGACUGAAGCGGAGAGGGACCAAAUCGACACGGGAGCUCAAAGGAUCAUUAACACAUGUUCACACCUUCUAAAAGAGUUUAGAAAUGACAAUAGGAAACUUUCGGUCUCUCAUCAGAUGCGUGAGUAUAUGGAUGCUGUAAUUGAUUUAAUUGAUGCAUAUUUGAAGGCUGUAUGCAAGAUCCACAGUGAACUUAAAGCUUUAAGAGUGAAAAGAGCUAUCGAUAUACGUAAGUUAUCGCGGCUAGAACUUCCACAAGCUAAAUCUUCAAUAUUGAAUCCAUUCAUCAAUGAGAAGUCUGUGGAGAGUAAAGAGGAUAAGGAAAGUAAUAGUAUAGAAAUGGAAGAAACUGAUUUGAUAAAAACUAAAGUGGAUUUAUCGGAAAAUGAAAUUGCUAUAAUGUCUGAUGAAGGAGAAUUAAGUACUGAAGAACUUCAAAUGUUUGAAUCCGAGAAUGUGCACCUCUUGAAUGAACUGAAUAGCAUGACAGAAGAAGUUAGGCAAAUUGAAAGCAAAGUGCUACAUAUUGCAGAGCUACAAGAAAUAUUUACUGAUAAGGUCCUACAACAAGAACAAGACAUAGACCGUAUAUCCAAUACUGUUGUUGGCGCAACAGAAAAUGUAAAAGAUGCUAAUGAACAAAUAAAACAGGCAAUCCAAAGAAAUGCUGGCCUUCGUGUUUACAUUCUUUUCUUCUUGCUAGUCAUGUCAUUUACUCUUCUAUUCCUAGAUUGGUAUAAUGAAUAA